This is a messenger RNA of Scleropages formosus (Asian bonytongue), 2753 nucleotides long. RefSeq names its product NOC2-like nucleolar associated transcriptional repressor (gene noc2l). Gene Ontology annotation, molecular function: transcription corepressor activity; histone binding. Gene Ontology annotation, cellular component: Noc1p-Noc2p complex; Noc2p-Noc3p complex; nucleoplasm. NCBI's taxonomy places the organism in Eukaryota, Metazoa, Chordata, Actinopteri, Osteoglossiformes, Osteoglossidae. The transcript is spliced from 19 exons. Gene Ontology annotation, biological process: ribosomal large subunit biogenesis; negative regulation of transcription by RNA polymerase II. The record is from RefSeq and is a predicted model, not a curated record. Bases 56 to 2287 code for a protein of 743 amino acids.
UAGACACGCCCCCUCCGGUGCAUUGUGGGGCGGUGUUUCUACACGUUGAGCCGGCAUGGCAGGCAACAGGAAGAGGAAGUUGGAGGAUCUCAGCGUGGACGAGUUCUUGGCAUCUGGCUUUGACUCGGAUGAUGACAGGAACUCGGAGGAAGAGGCGCCUGUGCUGAACAAUGGGAAGAGCAAGAAGUCAAAAAAGUUGGCUGUUGCUGCUCAAGACAAAGGUGACAAGAGGAAAGGCAAGGCAUCUCAACACAAAGAACAGCUCUCUCGCCUCAAGAGCAAAGAUCCCGAAUUCUACAAGUUUUUGGAGGAGAAUGACUGCUCCCUGCUGAACUUUGAUGACAGUGAUAGCUCUGAAGAUGAAGAACAGAAGUACCACACGCCACCCAGUCACCUUGAGGAGGUCAGCUGUGAUGAAGAAGAGGAAGAAACAGAGAAAAAAACCCGCAAAUCUAGAGAGUCUGUUAAAGUCACUGAGAAGAUGGUGGAAGAAUGGAGAGCAUCACUUAGGGAGAAUCCCACGCCUCAUCUGUUCCACAUGGUCGUUCAGGCCUUCAAAGCUGCUGUAGUAACCACCAAAGGAGAAAGUGGGGAGCCCUGUCGCUUCAAGGUGGAGGACAGUUCAGUGUUCAACGCCUUGAUUCUGUUUUGCAUCCGAGAUGUGUCUUUGGCCUUGCAAAAGAUGUUACACCUGAAACCAGAGCAGGACCAGAAGAAGUUGGUGUUGCCAUCAACCAGUCCCAGAUGGCAGAAGAUCCAGGUGGACAUCAAGAUGUACCUCGGCAAUCUUGUUCAGCUCUUGUCCUGUUUGACCGAGUCCACUGUGGUUGCUGCGGUUCUGCGACAUGCUAACCAGAUGGUGCCUUAUUACCUGUGUUUGCCUAAACAGGGCAGGGUCUUCCUGAAGCAACUGAUAAAGCAGUGGAGUACAGGGGAAGAGACCGUGCGAGUCCUGGCCUUCCUGGCCCUCAGCAAGAUUUGCCGCCACAAGCAGGAUGACUACUUGAACCCUGUCCUCAAGCAAAUGUAUAUUGCAUAUGUGAAGAACUGCAAGUUCACCUCGCCAACCACUCUCCCCAUGAUCAACUUCAUGCAGCGCACGCUCACAGAGAUGUACUCAUUCAACACCCAAGUGUCCUAUCAGCAUGGCUUUAUCUACAUUCGGCAGCUAGCCGUGCACCUGAGAAAUGCCAUGACCAUGAAAAAAAAGGAAACUUACCAGUCUGUGUACAACUGGCAGUUUGUUCACUGCCUGUACCUGUGGUGUCGAGUGUUGAGCUCAUUGCACCCCAGCGACGUGAUGGAACCCCUCAUCUACCCUCUGUGCCAGGUCAUUUUGGGCUGCAUCAAGCUAGUGCCCACAUGUCGGUUCUUUCCGCUGCGCAUGCACUGUGUCAGGGCCCUGAUCCUGCUCUCUGACAGCACCAAGACUUUUGUCCCCAUCCUGCCAUUUCUACUAGAGGUCUUCCAACAAACAGACUUCAACAAGAAGCCGGGGCGUCUCACCACCAAGCCUAUCAACUUUGCCGUGAUCCUGAAGCUGAGCAAUGCCAACCUGCAGGAAAAGGCCUUCCGGGACGGCCUAAUUGAACAGCUCUACGACCUUCUGCUGGAGUAUUUCCACAGCCAGGCCAGCUCAGUUGGGUUCCCUGAGCUCGCGCUCCCUGCCAUUGUCCAGCUGAAAGCCUUCCUGAAGCAAUGCAAAGUAGCCAACUACUGCAAGCAGAUCCGUCAGCUGCUGGAGAAAGUUCAGGAAAACUCGGCAUAUGUGACAGAGCGCCGACAAAGGGCUGCAUUUGGUGUCAGCGAUGUAGCGGCGGUGGCGGCAUGGGAACGAGAGACUGCUGAGCAGGGGACCCCUCUAACCAGGUACUAUAGCCAGUGGAAGAAACUGCGGGAGAAGGAGAUCCAGCUGGAGAUCUCAGGCAAGGAGAGGAUGGAAGACUUGGACUUGCCUGAGAUCAAACGCAAGAAGUUCCAGGAAAGCAAAGAGGAAGACAAGAAAGCGUUUAAGGAUCUCUUUGAAUCAGACAGCAGCUCUGACGGAGAAGGUGUGGAACUCAGAGUGAAAGGCAAGAGAUCUCAAGAAGUCAAAGAUGAGCAUGAAAUGAGCAGUGAGGAUGAGGAAGGGGAAUAUAAUGUAGAGGAAGACUCAGAGGAUGAGGAAGUUUCAGACUCUGAUGGAAAUGAAGAUGGGCGGAAGCAGUCAUACAAAGUGGACCUAAAGUUGCUGGCUGAAGGAGAUGAUGACAUGGUGGAAGAUCUGGAACUCUCCGACCAGGAGUAGAUGGGCCUAGCAGGACAGGGAUGCUGUAUUGUAACAGUGGGCCAAAGCCCUUACCUCCAAACAAUUUUAUGACCCUACCUUCUUUCCCUUCCAUUUGACAUUCUUGGUCUUCCCAUUGCUUCACAACUUAUGGACACUAUGAUCACCACAGGCUCUCCCUUUAAUGCUGAUUUUCACUGAAAUGUAUAGAUGCUGUGUUUCAUAUAUAUUUUUAACAGAAUACAGAGGAAAAAAAAACAGAUUCCUAUGCACUACAUCUUGAUUGUGUGAGAUUCAACCAGGAAUCUUCAGUUUCAAGACAAAAGACUAAUCAUGAUACCAGCUGCUGGAAAAUUAGUGAUCCUUAUUUGUCAUGUUUGUAGAGUGGGCUUUCAUGCUCAACUUCAACAAUAUCCAAAAUCUCCAAUAAUUAUUGAAGAAAUUAAAUUACCAAGUAACAGAAAACAGUGGGUGACACAGUGGCACA